Pieris macdunnoughi is the source of this 1593-nucleotide messenger RNA. NCBI's taxonomy places the organism in Eukaryota, Metazoa, Arthropoda, Insecta, Lepidoptera, Pieridae. The record is from the annotation of a GenBank genome assembly.
AUGCUUCUUCUUAUAUGGACCGGGGUGCUCAUCGCAGUUAUAUAUAUUUAUAUUCGACGAAUCCAUUCGAGAUUCACAACGUACGAUGUUAAGCAAUUACCACCGUUGCCCUUCAUUGGCAAUGUAUUGCCGCUCGUCCUGCGCAAGAUACACUUUAUAGAGGAUUUGUCACGUUAUUAUGAUAGCUUUCCUGAAGAAAGGUUUGUUGGUAAAUAUGAAUUCACAAAUCCGGUUAUAAUUGUGCGUGAUUUGGAACUCAUUAAAAAGAUAACUAUUAAGGAUUUCGAUUAUUUCGUGGAUCAUCGAGCAUUUACAGAUGAGAAGGUAGAGCCUAUAUUCGCAAGGAACCUUUUUACAUUGAGAGGUGAUGAAUGGAAGGAUAUGAGAUCAACUUUGAGUCCAGCUUUCACCAGCUCAAAGAUACGAGUAAUGGUGCCAUUUAUGGAGGAGGUGGGAAACCAGAUGAUGGCCGUGUUAAAAAAGCAGACAAAAGCGAACGGAGGUAAACCAGUUGAAAUAGACUGUAGGGACUUGACUCGCCGCUAUGCAAAUGACGUCAUAGCUACAUGUGCUUUCGGCCUUAAAGUGGAUUCGUACACCGAGGGCGAUACAAAAUUUUUCGAAAUGGGAAAAAAUGCUGCGCAAUUUAAAAUGAGGCAAAUGAUCAUGUUCUUUGCGUAUAGUGCGUUUCCGGCUCUUGUUAAGUGUAUGAAAAUGACACUAUUUACUAAAGAAACAACAUCAUUCUUCAGAAGUUUAGUAAUCGAUACAAUGAGAAACAGGGAAGCUCACAAUAUACUACGACCUGACAUGAUACAUCUUCUGAUGGAAGCCAAGAAAGGGCAACUGACCCACGAUGAAAAAUCUAAAGAACGCGAUGCUGGCUUUGCUACUGUAGAGGAAUCUGCUGUUGGAAAGAGGCAAAUUAAUCGAACCUGGUCGGACAAUGAUCUAAUAGCUCAAGCUGUGCUUUUCUUCAUCGCCGGUUUUGAAGGUAUAUCUGCCGCUAUGUCUUUCGCAUUACGAGAGUUGGCACUGCACAAAGAUAUUCAAGACCAGCUAGCGAAGCAUGUAAGAGAAGACUCUAAGAGAAACAAUGGAAAAAUUGACUACACAUCGAUUCAGAAUCUACCUUACUUAGAUAAGGUUGUUUCGGAGGUGUUAAGAUUAUGGACUCCGGGCUUCCAAUUAGACAGAAUCUGUACAAAACCUUACAAUUUAGGGAGGGCAAAUAAUAAUACUGAAAAGGAAUAUAUUCUACAAAAAGGUGAUCAGAUUAUAAUACCAGUAUGGUGUCUCCAUCGGAAUCCGGAGUUCUUCCCUGACCCAGAGAAAUUUGACCCAGAGCGAUUCGCUGAUGACAAGAAGGACCUUAUAAAGCCUAUGACAUAUAUGCCAUUCGGGGUUGGCCCCAGAAAUUGUAUCGGAUCGCGAUUCGCGCUGUUGGAGAUUAAGAUGCUAAUCUAUCAGAUUCUGCUGCACAUGGAAGUUCUGCCGUCAGAGAAAACUGUCUUGAAUCCAGUUUUUUCAAAGGAUACAUUCAACCUCAACCUAGAGGGAGGUUUUUGGUUAAACUUCAAGAUUCGAGAGUAA